Molecule: messenger RNA, 643 nt
Organism: Phacochoerus africanus (Common warthog)
Lineage: Eukaryota; Metazoa; Chordata; Mammalia; Artiodactyla; Suidae
Product: cystatin-A1-like
Exons: 3
Coding region: 250-561 (103 amino acids)
Cellular component (GO): cytosol
Molecular function (GO): cysteine-type endopeptidase inhibitor activity
Source: RefSeq, a predicted model, not a curated record
CACACCCACUCCCUUCCUCCCCACCCUUCAUUCCUCCUAGGUCUUCUCAGUGUGUGGUGUCAAGGAAGCAAGAAGACUUAACUCCAAGGCAUAUUCCUUUCCCCAGUGCUCUUUGCUCUUUUUGGAAAACAUUCUGUAGGCGGAGCUUGUGAACACCACCCUAUCUUAAAACCAGAGUCUCCACUCUAGCCUUACCACUUCAGCACCUGCCUCCUGCCCACUUCAGCCCCUGCCUCCUGCCCAGAGAAGAUGGAAUCAGAAAAAAAUUUGACUGGAGGCUUAACUGAACCCAGACCUGCCGGUCCAGAAAUCCAGAAUUUUGCCACCACGGUUAAACCACAGCUUGAAGGAAAAACAAAAAAAACUUAUGAAAAAUUUGAAGCUAUUAUUUAUAGAUCUCAAGUGGUUUCUGGAUUAAUUUGCUACAUCAAGGUUCAUGUAGGUGGUGAUAGCUACGUUCACAUAAAAGUAUUUGAAAGUCUUCCUCACCAAAAAAAGCCUUUGGAACUUAGUGGCUACCAGGUUGACAAAACCAAGGAUGAUGAGCUGAAACCCUUUUAGCAGCAUGAUCUGGAAGCAGCUGAUUCUUCCCACUGGCUCUUGAGUAAUGAUCCCUGCGAAUAAAUGCAACUAUCAAUAUAAA